GUUGCUCCAGGACGCUGAGUGCAGAGCAGGGAAGACAGAAAAAUGGCCCUCGACAAUUUGAUUUUCGCCCAGUGCAUCCUUUAUUUUUUAGCUUUCGUUUUCGGUUUUAUCGCCGUGGUGCCUCUGUCUGAAAACACGGAGGAUUUCGGGGGGAAAUGCCUGCUGUUCACGCGGGGUAUGUGGCAAAAUGAAAACAUCACUGUGAUGAAGCAGCGCUUCAUCGUGGAGGAGUGGGGACCCGAGUCCUCCUGCAGCUUCAUCACUUUUGUCGGGAUAGCGUCCCUCAUCCUGUCCGCAGUGCAGGCUUGGAGGCUGCUGUUCUUUCUGUGCAAAGGACACGACGACUCCAUCUUCAAUGCCUUCCUCAACCUGCUCAUUAGCUCCCUGGUGGUGUUCACAGUCUUUCUGUCCAGCACCAUCGUUAGUGUGGGUUUUAACCUGUGGUGUGACGCCAUCACCGAAGGUGGGACUAUGCCCAACAGCUGUGAAGACAUGCAGGAUACUGAUCUAGAACUGGGUCUGGACAACUCUGCUUUCUAUGACCAGUUUGCUAUAGCUCAGUUUGGGCUGUGGGCCGCCUGGCUCACCUGGCUCGGGAUCACUGUGAUGGCUUUUCUGAAGGUCUACCACAACUACAGACAAGAGGACCUGCUCGACACCUUGAUCCACGAGAAGGAAUUGCUGCUCGGCCGCUCUUCACGCCGCGGCUCUGACCUCAAGACCGGCCUGAUUUAGAAAUCAGCAAGACGCACAAACAUACACGUUCAUUCACAGUUAACCAUAUAGAACCAUGUAGUCCUCUUGCCUGCCGUGACCAACACCAGUAUUCGCCUGUGUAGACAAUCAGAAUUGGUUGGCUUUUGCUCCCACGAAGAUGAAUUGAAUCAAAUCGACAGUUUUAGCUGUUUUCCAGAAGUAACUGAGAAUAAAAGCUACAGAUGGUUGUUAACCUUUCCUGUGCUAGAUUGAGAUAAUCCAUCCCUUAUUCAACCCCAACCCAGAUUUGAUAGUAUUAAAACUUUUUUCUUUUAAACAAAAAAAUACAUCUUUUAUCAAAUAUACGUUGUUGAUUAGUAAAAAACGGUAUUAAUGGUUUGGCCAGUUUGGCCGGUGGAUCUUGUCCUUGUGAAAUUUCUGCAUGGAUCUAAAGCAUGUAAAAUUUCUCAGGUGCUUUUUAGACAUAAAGGAGUUUUUUUUCUUCACCAAUAAAUGUGUUCCUAACUUAGGCUUCUUUUUUUCCUGCCAGUAUCCACAGUGCGUCUCUGCAAAGUGAGAACUGCAUGCUCCAGCAUAAACAGUGUGUGCGUUUGCAGCAUCUUUACACAUUUAUCAGCAGCUACAAAAGGUGUUUUAUAACAAAAAAAAGUAGAAAAAAAAAGACAAAUUGCAGCUCUACACAUUCGUGCAUUUGGCAGGCAGUCUAAAAGGCUUUUAGCAAUCUGUGUGAGAUAAGAAAACAGAUCCUAUCUUGUGCCAUUUAGCAACUCAGGCUUCUUCUGCACACUUUAUAGGCUACAAACCAAUAUACUCUAUAUUACUGUGACUAGACACACAAGUAUACCUGCAUGCACUUCUCCCUCUCCCUGUUAAAUCCCACGCUCACUUAUUGACAGAGAUUACGGGAAGAAAGGAAAGUCGGCCGCUUCACUUUGAUAGGCAAUGACAGUUUUUAUUUCAAAAACAACUGAAAUUAAAAAAGCAAAAAACGGUAGGAACUAAGAAAACCCUCCAUAAAGGCACUUCUUUCAAAGUGACCGUAGAUGUUUGAACAGCAGUGAAAUGCAGCUUUAAGCUAAAUGUGCAUCUACAGGACAUAAGCUCACUGGGUAUUGUUUUAUUGCUAAUGACGAUUUCGUUUGACAGUACAGAGUCGAGAGUAUUCCUUUUCUCCGGUACAUCUGCAGUCUACAGUCAAACGUGAGAUCUCCAAAAUAAAAGACAAACAAACUCGUUUUAUUUUGAGUUCCCUGAAACCUGUUGUAUAAAGUGUUUUAAUGGAAUAUAUGUGAUGUGUGUUAUUGCUCAUAAUGAGAGAUAUGUGGGAUGUGCAUCACUGUGCCCUUUGAUUCCUAUAAUCCAUUUAUGUGGUGAUUUGGCUGUUUGAAUUUGACUUGCCUUGUUUGAUAAAGGGACUCAUACAAUAA
This is a messenger RNA of Maylandia zebra (zebra mbuna), 2144 nucleotides long. RefSeq names its product transmembrane protein 179a, genome duplicate B (gene tmem179ab). Lineage: Eukaryota; Metazoa; Chordata; Actinopteri; Cichliformes; Cichlidae. The record is from RefSeq and is a predicted model, not a curated record.